This is a messenger RNA of Suillus paluster, 372 nucleotides long. RefSeq lists its product as uncharacterized. The transcript has 2 exons. Lineage: Eukaryota; Fungi; Basidiomycota; Agaricomycetes; Boletales; Suillaceae. Bases 1 to 372 code for a protein of 123 amino acids. The record is from RefSeq and is a predicted model, not a curated record.
AUGUCCGGCACUCGGUAUAUCCCUCACGUACUGUACUCAACAGCUUUGACCUCAGUUUCUAUCCACUUACUAUGGCAGCGAAAAAUAGCUGAAGAGGACCGGGCGAGUUUCAAGGCUCAAACAUCCAUUCUGCAAGACCUCAUUGAGCAACUUCGUUCGGGCAAGUCAAUAUCCGACGAAGAAAUAACGAAGUCGCGUAACCUUGCGCGUAUACAUGGAGAGGGCAGACAGUCGUCCGACAAGGAAAGAACUAACAUUGGAUGGAUGGAUGUGGUAUGGGGCCGCAAAACGCCCGCAGACCUUGGUGUCAGUGACGAAUGGGAACGAAGGGAUCUGGAGCAAAUACGGAAAGAAAUUGAGGCAGAGCGUUGA